AUGCAUUUCCCCAAGAUCCUUGCCGCCGUCGCCGCCCUCUGCGUUCAAGGGAGCCUUGCAGUCAAUGUCUUGACCUACAGCGGUCGUGACUGUACGGGGACGGUACAAGAUGUUAAGGUCGAUAAUAAUGCAGCCUGCUCUACCAAAACCCAACCAUUCCAGUCUUACAAGGAAAAUGGAUGGGGAGAGAGGAACGGGCAGAGAAUUGCGUUCUACAACCAACCCAGCUGCAGUGCGAACUCAUUCUUAUAUGACACGUACUCUUAUAACGGAGACUAUUUCCACUCCAAGCAAUGCUACAAUAUUGACGGUCAUUCGCCUGUUUCGGUCGCCCGGGGCAUCUCGCGGCUCAACUCCUCUUCAAUGCGGUUGUACAGCCUUCAAUAUUCAUGCAUGCCUCCGACAGGCAUCCAACCUGCAUACAGCAAUUGGUCGAUCUUUCUCUAUACAAAACGCUCACGUAGGGGUCACCUCAUCGAACUUGUGCAAUCCUACGGUGAUGAAGCUGUAUCACAGUGA
Molecule: messenger RNA, 519 nt
Organism: Aspergillus terreus NIH2624
Lineage: Eukaryota; Fungi; Ascomycota; Eurotiomycetes; Eurotiales; Aspergillaceae
Exons: 2
Coding region: 1-519 (172 amino acids)
Source: RefSeq, a predicted model, not a curated record